AUGGAUAAUAAAUGUUUAAAAAAAUCAACAAUGCAGCAGCUGCAGACUCUGGUACGCCAUAUGGAAGAAAAUCCAGAAUUUGCCAAGGGUUCACCGGUGUUCGGAGCAAGUAAGCGUUCAGCAGAUGAAGAGUGGAAGAGUUUGUGCGAAAAACUAAAUUCCCUUGGACCUCCUACGCGUACUCUUGCUGAAUGGAAAAAGACCUGGGCAGAUUUAAAGUCUCGAACAAAAAAGAAACUGGGAGAUAACAAAAAAAGCCUGCUGGAAACCGGUGGUGGUCUCUACAGACACAGCCAUUUGACGGAACUGGAGCAAAUAAUAGACAGGACAUUAUUUUUGUCCUCAGCUGUGCCCAGUGGUCCUGUAUAUGGAGGGAGUACCGCAAAAAGUGUGCCCCAAGACAAUCAGACGUCAAUUGAAGACUGCUUCCAAUCCUUAGUGGAGACACCGCCAAGAAACAGCAAAGCAGUGGCGGUGAUCACACCAAGCAGAGUUGAAGAAAGGCAACCAAGUGCUGAAAAACAAAUGCCACACAGACAACAACUGCUGCAGACCCAAGAACAACUCAAGCAAGUCUACCGAAGUGACAGUGAGAACGAGCAAGCAGGCUGUUCCUCUGCCAAAAAAAGGAAAAGAACUGUCGACGAACAGAUAGCUUUAAUUCGCCGUCAACUUAGAGUGGCUGAGCGAAGUGCUGCAACAGUCAAGGAGCAGGUUGAUGCUGCUAAAAGGUUGGCUGAUGCUGCCGAGGCACAGGCUGAAGCAGCAAAAAGAAGCGCAGAUGCCGCCGAAGCAACAGCAGCCAGCAUGAAGGCAAUUGUAGAAACAACCAAACGAAUAGAAAAUGUCUUACAAAACUAUCUGCUAAAUACAAAAAAAUAA
Molecule: messenger RNA, 882 nt
Organism: Calliphora vicina (urban bluebottle blowfly)
Lineage: Eukaryota; Metazoa; Arthropoda; Insecta; Diptera; Calliphoridae
Product: t-SNARE domain-containing protein 1-like
Exons: 3
Coding region: 1-882 (293 amino acids)
Source: RefSeq, a predicted model, not a curated record